AUGGCUUUUCGAAGUAAUAUUUCAGUUGAAAAGUAUCUUCAGUCUGAGUAUCCUGACAUAGAUAUGAACAAAUUUUUUGCGUCAAUUAGUUGGAUGAUUCCUUCGAUGAAGUUGCCAAGCUCAAAAGAUAUGAUAGAGAGGACUACAUCUUUGGGGACAGAAUUGCAGGCUUUACUGUCUGAUUUUUCUAUAAGAGCCAUUAGUUGUAUGGCUGAAACCAGCUUUUUCGGAUUCCUUCUCUUUGGUGAUCAUACGUUGGAUGAUGUACUCCCCAACUUUGAUGGUGAACUUGAAAUUCCUUACGGCUCAUUACUUAUUGAUGUGGUGCCAGUGAGCUAUGUGAUCCACUUGAUGCUUGUUUUCCCAUUGUCUUCUUUUCCAUUCCUUUCAAUCAUAGCAACUCUCGUCUGUCUCAUAUUUUUUGGAGAAAAUUGUGUACCUAAGAUCUGGGAUGCCUUCCAUUUUACUGGCGCCACGACUACUGUCUUUGUUGGUUUCGUUUAUUCAGCUACUAUUGUCCUUAGAGAUACACAUGGAAUUGCAACCAACAGGGACAGGCUAUUUUCAUCGGUCAUGAUAUUGUUAGUUGUUUCCCCAAGUAGUGUGGCAAUCUGCAGUGACAUUUACAACCUUUUCAACAAUGCAGUUGAUGUUGGAUUUUAA
Molecule: messenger RNA, 663 nt
Organism: Solanum lycopersicum (tomato)
Lineage: Eukaryota; Viridiplantae; Streptophyta; Magnoliopsida; Solanales; Solanaceae
Product: amino acid transporter AVT6A-like
Biological process (GO): amino acid transmembrane transport
Molecular function (GO): L-amino acid transmembrane transporter activity
Source: RefSeq, a predicted model, not a curated record